Conger conger (European conger) is the source of this 15713-nucleotide messenger RNA. RefSeq names its product ryanodine receptor 3. The coding region runs from base 77 to 14731 and encodes 4884 amino acids. Gene Ontology annotation, molecular function: ryanodine-sensitive calcium-release channel activity; protein binding; calcium ion binding. The record is from RefSeq and is a predicted model, not a curated record. Gene Ontology annotation, cellular component: sarcolemma; Z disc; smooth endoplasmic reticulum. Lineage: Eukaryota; Metazoa; Chordata; Actinopteri; Anguilliformes; Congridae. The transcript has 104 exons. Gene Ontology annotation, biological process: intracellular calcium ion homeostasis; calcium ion transmembrane transport.
GGAGAGAGGAGCAGCAGCACGGUGCUGCAAGCCGACAGUGGAGGCUAUCAGAGUCUAAGCAGGCUCCUCAACAGCCAUGGCUGAAGGUGGAGAAGGGGAAGAUGAAAUUCAGUUCUUAAGAACUGAUGAUGAAGUGGUGCUGCAGUGUGUCGCCAGCGUCCAGAAAGAAAAUCGCAAGUUCUGCCUGACUGCAGAGGGACUCGGAAAUCGAUUGUGUUACCUGGAACCCACAUCAGAAGCAAAGUAUGUUCCUCCAGACUUGUGCAUCUGCAACUUUGUGCUGGAGCAGUCCCUUUCUGUGCGGGCCCUACAGGAGAUGCUGGCCAAAACUGGGCCAAACAGUGAAGGAGCAGCGCAAGGGGGUGGACACCGGACCCUCCUCUACGGCCACGCCAUCCUCCUCAGGCAUUCCUUCAGCGGAAUGUACCUAACCUGCCUGAAGACGUCAAGGUCCUUGACAGAUAAAUUGUCUUUUGAUGUGGGACUGCAAGAGGAUUCAACAGGUGAAGCCUGUUGGUGGACUAUCCACCCGGCCUCCAAGCAGAGGUCAGAAGGAGAGAAAGUGCGCAUUGGUGACGACCUCAUCCUUGUCAGUGUGUCUACAGAGCGCUACCUGCAUCUGUCCAUUUCCAAUGGCAACAUCCAGGUGGAUGCCUCUUUCAUGCAGACUCUGUGGAACGUCCACCCCACCUGCUCAGGCAGCAGUGUGGAAGAAGGUUACUUGCUAGGUGGUCAUGUGAUGCGUCUGUUUCAUGGGCAUGACGAGACUCUGACCAUUCCAGGAUCAGACCAGAGUGAAGAGGAACAGAGGAUAGUAAACUAUGAGGCAGGUAAAGCAGGUGCUAAAGCCAGGUCUUUGUGGAGACUGGAACCACUCAGAAUCAGCUGGAGCGGGAGUCACAUCCGCUGGGGGCAGCCUUUCCGCCUUCGCCACCUCACCACCGGCCACUACCUGGCGCUGACCGAGGACCGGGGUCUGGUGCUGCAAGACCGGGAGAAAUCUGACACCAAGUCCACCGCCUUCUGCUUCAGACCCUCAAAGGACAAGCAGGAUUCCAGCCCGAAGCGAGACGUCGAAGGCAUGGGGGUGGCAGAGAUUAAGUACGGAGACUCGAUCUGCUUCGUCUUACAUGUAGCCACAGGGUUAUGGCUGUCUUACCAAGCGCCUGACGUAAAAUCUUCCCGUCUGGGACCUCUCAAAAGAAGGGCCUGUCUCCACACAGAGGGCCACAUGGACGAUGGGCUGACCCUGCAGCGCUGUCAGCACGAGGAGUCCCGCGCCGCGCGCAUUAUCCGCAACACCAUGCGCCUCUUCAGCCAGUUCAUCAGGGACUUGGACAGCCUGAGAGGGAAGAAUCGUGUUGCAGUCACCCUGCAUAUUGAGGAGGUCCUGCAGACCCUGAAUGACCUCAUCACCUACUUCCAGCUUCCAGAUGCUGAGUUGGAGCACGAGGAGAAACAAAUCAAGUUGCGUUCGCUCAAGAACCGGCAGAACCUCUUCAAACAGGAAGGAAUGCUGACCCUGGUGUCCAACUGCAUCGACCGGCUGAACCUGUACAACAGCGCGGCCCACUUCGGGGAGAGCGCCGGGGAAGAGGCAGCUGGGGCCUGGAAGGACAUUCUCAAUCUGCUAUACGAGCUGCUGGCCGCCCUAAUCUGUGGGAACAGAAACAACUGCACCCAGUUCUCCCAAAACCUGGACUGGCUCGUCAGCAAGCUGGAGAGACUGGAGUCCUCAUCAGGAAUUCUCGAGGUUCUUCACUGCAUCCUAAUUGAAAGCCCGGAGGCGCUCAACAUCAUUCAGAGGGGACACAUUAAGUCCAUCAUCUCCCUGCUCUACAAGCAUGGACGGAACCACAAGAUUUUGGAUGUUCUCUGCUCCCUCUGUCUUUGCAAUGGAGUGGCUGUAAGAGCCAAUCAGAACCUCAUUUGUGAUAACCUGCUCCCAAGGAGGGACCUGCUCCUACAGACGCGAUUGGUUAAUGAUGUCCAAAGCAUGAGGCCUAAUAUUUUCCUUGGCAUGAGCGAGGGCUCGGCGCAGUACAGGAAGUGGUAUUACGAGCUGAUGAUUGACCAGGUGGACCACUUCCUGACCAGUGAGCCCUCCCACCUGCGCGUGGGCUGGGCAAACUCCAAAGGGUACGCCCCCUAUCCUGGGGGCGGGGAGGGCUGGGGGGGGAACGGCGUGGGGGACGACCUGUACUCCUACAGCUUCGAUGGACUUCACCUCUGGUCAGGUCGGAUUCCCCGGGCCGUGGCCUCCAUCAGCCAGCACCUGCUGACCUCAGACGAUGUGGUGAGCUGCUGCCUGGACCUGGGCGCCCCCAGCAUGUCCUUCCGCAUCAACGGGCAGCCCGUGCAGGGCAUGUUCGAGAACUUCAACAUCGACGGCCUCUUCUUCCCUGUGGUCAGCUUCUCCGCCGGGGUCAAAGUACGAUUCCUGUUGGGCGGUCGCCAUGGUGACUUCAAGUUCUUGCCACCCUCCGGGUAUGCGCCUUGCUACGAAGCUCUGCUGCCCAAGGAGAAGAUGCGAGUGGAGCCAGUGAAGGAGUACAAGCGUGACUUUGAUGGCGUGAGAGAUCUGCUAGGCACCACACAGUUCAUGUCACAGGCUUCUUUCAUACCUAUGCCUGUGGACACCAGCCAGAUUGUGUUGCCUCCGCACCUUGAGAAAGUCCGGGACAAACUAGCCGAAAACAUCCAUGAACUGUGGGGUAUGAACAAGAUUGAACUUGGCUGGUCCUAUGGUAAGAUGCGAGAUGACAACAAGAGGCAUCAUCCCUGCCUUGUGGAUUUCUCCAAACUCCCUGAAACUGAAAAGAAUUAUAACCUGCAGAUGUCAACUGAAACAUUAAAGACCUUGUUGGCCUUAGGAUGCCAUGUUGUGCACGUCAGUAUAGAUGCUGAAGAUGACUUGAAAAGGAUGAAACUUCCUAAGAACUACAUGAUGUCUAAUGGUUAUAAACCUGCGCCACUGGAGCUUUCUGAUGUGAAACUGACCCCCGGUCAGGAGGUUCUGGUUGAUAAACUGGCCGAGAAUGCCCACAAUGUUUGGGCCAAGGACAGAAUAAAACAAGGAUGGACCUAUGGCAUUCAGCAGGAUUUGAAGAGCAAGCGCAAUCCUCGCCUGGUGCCAUAUGCUUUAUUAGAUGAGCGCACUAAAAAGUCAAACCGAGACAGUCUCCGGGAGGCCAUCCGGACACUGAUUGGAUACGGAUACAACAUUGAUCCUCCCGACCAAGAGAGCGCGGCGCACACCUCUGAGAGGCUGAGCAUCGAUAAGAUACGGUUCUUCCGCGUGGAGCAGACGUACGCCGUAACGACGGGGAGGUGGUACUUCGAGUUUGAGGCAGUGACGGGAGGGGACAUGCGUGUGGGCUGGGCCAGGCCCGGCUGCAGGCCCGAUAUCGAGCUGGGCAUGGACGACCAGGCCUACGUGUUUGACGGCUUCAGGGGUCAGCGCAUGCACAUGGGCAGCAGAUAUUUCGGUCGCAGCUGGCACGCAGGAGACGUGGUGGGCUGCAUGAUAAACAUGGAGGACAAGUCCAUGAUCUUCACUCUCAACGGAGAGAUCCUCAUCACCAACAAAGGCUCAGAGCUCUGCUUUGCUGACUUUGAGACCGAAGACGGCUUGAUCCCGGUGUGUAGCCUGGGCCUUUCUCAGCUUGGUCGCAUGAACCUUGGGAAGGAUGCUAGCACCUUUAAGUACUACACCAUGUGUGGGCUUCAGGAAGGCUUUGAGCCCUUUGCCGUCAACAUGAAUCGAGAUGUUACCAUGUGGUUCAGCAAGCGCCUUCCAACCUUUGUCAAUGUGCCAAAGGACCAUAACCACAUUCAGGUGACCAGAAUUGAUGGGACAAUUGACAGCCCGCCCUGUCUCAAAGUGACUCACAAGACCUUCGGGACCCAGAACAGUAACGCUGACAUGAUGUUCUGUCGUCUGAGCAUGCCCGUGGAGUUCCAUACAGCCUUCAGGAGCAGCCCGACAAGCGAUAUGAACGGAGUGUACGAGGACGACUCUCAAAAACCCAAACACAGGUACCCUGUGAAGUCCCUGAAGCACUCUGAGGAUGGAAGAAGGGCAGAGUACAGCAGCAUCACAAUGUACUACCACUCUGUUAGGGUGUUCGCAGGGCAGGACCCUUCCUGUGUGUGGGUUGGGUGGGUCACCCCAGACUACCAUUACUAUAGCAACCACUUCAACCUUAGCAAGAAUCGAACCGUCACUGUCACCCUGGGAGACGAGCGUGGGCGAGUCCAUGAGAGUGUAAAGAGGAGUAACUGCUAUAUGGUGUGGGGCGGAGACGUUGCGAGCGCCUCCCACACCUCCAGUCGCAGCAAUGUAGACCUUGAGAUUGGCUGCCUCAUCGACCUGAUGACGGGCCACGUCUCCUUCUCAGCCAAUGGCAAGGAGCUGCCGACCACUUACCAGGUGGAACCUAACACAAAGCUCUUCCCAGCAGUGUUUGUACAGCCAACCAGUCCCAACCUGUUCCAGUUUGAGCUGGCAAAGAUCAAGAAUGCCAUGCCCCUCUCAUCGGCUAUCUUCAAGAGUGAGCACAAGAACCCAGUGCCACAGUGCCCACCUCGGCUGGAUGUGCAGACCAUUACCUCGGUGCUGUGGAGCCGCAUGCCCAACACCUUCCUUAAGGUGGAGACGGCCCGGGUCAGCGAGAGGCACGGCUGGGUGGUGCAGUGCUUGGAGCCGCUGCAAAUGAUGGCUGUGCACAUCCCUGAGGAGAACAGGUGUGUGGACAUAAUGGAGCUCUCAGAACAAGAUGACCUGAGGAAAUUCCACUACCACACGCUGAAGCUGUACUGCGCCCUCUGUGCUUUGGGAAACACCCGGGUGGCCCACGUCCUGUGCAGCCACCUGGACCAAUCCCAGCUGCUGUACACCAUCGACAACCAGUACCUCUCAGGCAUGCUGCGCGAGGGCUUCUACAACGUCCUCAUAAGCAUCCACCUGGAGACGUCUAAGGAGGCUCGGCUCAUGAUGAACAAUGAGUUCAUCAUCCCGGUGACCGACGAGACACGGAGCAUCCGGCUCUUCCCAGACGAGUCCAAGAAGCACCAAUGCCCGGGCGUGGGUCUGAGCACGUCGCUAAAGCCCCGCUUCAACUUCGCCCCGCCUUGCUUCAUCACCACCAAGCGAGACCACCUCUCCAGUCCCGAGAUCCCCCUGGACACCCUGAAGGAGAAGGCCAUUAGCAUGUUGACAGAGGCGGUGCAGGGUGGUGGUCACCACAUCCGCGACCCUGUGGGGGGCAGUGUGGAGUACCAGUUUGUGCCCAUCCUCAAGCUGAUUGGCACGCUCCUCAUCAUGGGCGUGCUGGGAAACGAGGACGUACAGAAAAUCCUGCUGCUCAUCGACCCCAACGUGUUCGGCGAACACAAGGAUGAGGAGCCAGAGCAGGCCACCGAGAAGGAGGAGGUGACCAGCAACGAGGAGAAGGCCGUGGAGGCAGGAGAGGAGGAGGCGAAAGAUGCCAAGCAGCCUGUGAAAGGCUUGCUUGAGAAGAGGCUGCCGGAGUCAGUCAAACGGCAGAUGUGUGAACUGCUUCAUUACUUCUGCGACUGCGAGCUGAAACACAGAAUCGAGGCCAUCGUGUCCUUCUCCGACAGCUAUGUCUCGAAGCUGCAGUACAACCAGAAGUUCCGAUACAACGAGCUGAUGCAGGCCCUCAACAUGUCCGCCGCCAUUACAGCAAGGAAGACCAAAGAGUUCCGGUCUCCACCGCAAGAGCAGAUUAACAUGCUACUGAACUUCAGUAUGGGUGAGGACUGUCCCUGCCCAGAGGACAUCCAAGAGCAACUGUACGAAUUCCACAAUGAACUGCGACUGCACUGUGGAAUCCCGAUUGAAGAAGAGGAAGAGGAGCAGGACACUUCCAUAAAAGGUCGCCUGCUUGCCCUUGUGUACAAGAUUAAAGGACCCCCACAGAAAACAGAGGAGAAUCCCACAGAAGAAGAACAAGCUGCACCCACGAACCUGAAGGAGCUGAUCUCGCAGACAAUGGUGAGCUGGGCGCAGGAGUGUCACAUCCAGGACCCGGAGCUGGUGCGCGUGAUGUUCAGCCUGCUGCGCCGGCAGUACGACAGCAUCGGGGAGCUCCUCCGCGCCAUGAGGAAGAGCUACACCAUCAGCGCCGCCUCCGUGAAGGACACCAUCAACCUUCUGGCCUCCCUGGGCCAGAUCCGCUCCCUGCUCAGCGUGCGCAUGGGGAAGGAGGAGGAGAAGCUCAUGAUAGAUGGCCUGGGAGACAUCAUGAACAACAAGGUGUUCUACCAGCACCCCAACCUGAUGCGGGUCCUGGGCAUGCAUGAGACAGUGAUGGAGGUGAUGGUCAACGUGCUCGGAGGAGACAAGUCACAGGAGAUCGCCUUUCCCAAGAUGGUGGCCAGCUGCUGUCGGUUCCUGUGCUAUUUCUGCCGCAUCAGUCGUCAGAAUCAGAAGGCCAUGUUCGACCACCUGAGUUACCUUCUGGAGAACAGCAGUGUAGGCCUAGCAUCUCCAGCCAUGAGGGGCUCCACUCCCCUGGAUGUAGCCGCAUCCUCAGUGAUGGACAACAAUGGGCUGGCCCUGGCACUGGAAGAGCCUGACUUGGAGAAGGUGGUGACGUACCUGGCAGGCUGUGGGCUCCAAAGCUGCCCCAUCCUCGUGGCGAAGGGAUACCCAGACAUCGGCUGGAACCCCAUCGAAGGGGAGCGCUACCUGUCCUUCCUCCGCUUCGCGGUCUUCGUCAAUGGAGAAAGUGUUGAGGAAAACUCCAGCGUGGUGGUGAAGCUGUUGAUCCGUCGCCCUGAGUGUUUUGGCCCAGCACUCCGGGGAGAGGGGGGCCACGGCCUUUUGGCCGCUAUGAAGGAGGCCAUCAAGAUCUCAGAGAACCCCUCCAUGGACCUUCCCAGCUUUUCCCAGGGGGUCAGCUCAGUAACGCCAGCCGAGGGCGACGAAGAGGAGGAGGUGGUGCACAUGGGGAAUGCCAUCAUGUCCUUUUACUCCGCUCUCAUUGACCUGCUCGGCCGCUGCGCUCCGGAGAUGCACCUUAUCAACAAGGGAAAAGGAGAGGCUCUAAGAAUCCGUGCCAUUCUGCGCUCCCUGGUGCCCACAGAAGACCUGGUGGGCACCAUCAGCAUACCCCUCAAAAUGCCAGUAUUGAAUAAAGACGGCACCGUGACGGAGCCCGACAUGUCGGCCAGCUUCUGUCCGGACCACAAGGCCCCCAUGGUGCUGUUCCUGGACCGCGUGUAUGGUAUCGAGGACCAAAGCUUCCUACUGCACCUGCUGGAGGUGGGCUUCCUGCCUGACCUCCGGGCCUCUGCGUCCCUGGACACGGAGGCGCUGAGCACCACGGAGACCGCGCUGGCCAUGAACAGGUACAUCGGCUCUGCGAUGCUGCCUCUGCUGACCCGCUGCGCCUCGCACUUUGGCGGCACCGAGCACUACGCCGCCCUCAUCGACUCCACGCUGCACACCAUCUACCGGCUGUCCAAGGGCCGCUCGCUCACCAAGGCCCAGCGCGACGCCAUCGAGGAGUGCCUGCUCGCCAUCUGCAGGCAUCUGCGGCCCUCCAUGCUGCAACAGCUCCUACGCCGCCUCGUCUUUGACGUGCCCUUGCUGACGGAUUACUGCAAAAUGCCCCUGAAGCUGCUGACCAAUCACUACGAGCAGAGCUGGAAAUACUACUGCCUCCCGUCCGGGGGUGGGGGCUUCGGCAUAGCAUCUGAGGAGGAGCUGCUCCUCACCAAGAAGCUCUUCUGGGGCAUCUUCGACUCGCUCUCGCAGAAGAAAUACGACCAGGAGCUCUUUAAAAUGGCCAUGCCCUGCCUGAGCGCCAUCGCCGGGGCCCUGCCGCCAGACUACGUGGACUCCUCCCUCAGCACCACCCUGGAGAAGCAGACCUCGGUGGACGCCCACGGAAACUUCGACCCCAGGCCCAUCAGCACGGCCAACAUUUCCCUCCCUGAAAAAAUGGAAUAUGUUGCCAACAAGUACGCUGAGCAUUCCCAUGACAAAUGGUCUGCAGAGAAGGUAACAUUAGGCUGGAAGUAUGGGGAGAGUGUGGAUGAGAAGGCCAAGAACCACCCUAUGUUGAGGCCUUACAAAUCACUCACCGACAAGGAGAAGGAGGUCUACCGCUGGCCUGUGAAGGAGUCUCUGAAGAGCAUGCUAGCCAUGGGCUGGAACAUCGAGAGGACCAAGGAAGGGGAGGCCAUGUUUCAGCAACGGGAGAGCGAGAAACUGCGCAAGAUCUCCCAGUCCUCUCAGGGAAAUGGAUUCAGUCCAUGUCCACUGGACAUGAGCAAUGUGGUUCUUUCCAGAGAGUUACAGGGCAUGGUGGAGGUUGUGGCAGAAAACUACCAUAAUAUUUGGGCAAAGAAGAAGAAAACUGAGCUGGGAAGUAGAGGAGGCGGGACACACCCUCUGCUGGUGCCCUACGACACGCUAACCGCCAAAGAGAAGGCUAGGGACAGAGAGAAGGCCCAGGACCUCUUCCGUUUCCUGCAGAUCAACGGCUAUGCCAUCACCAGGGGGUUGAAAGAUAUGGAGCAGGACUCUUCCUCCAUGGAGAAGCGUUUUGCAUACAAAUUUCUGAAGAAGCUCCUGAAGUACGUGGACUCGGCGCAGGAAUUUAUCGCCCACCUGGAGGCCAUGGCCACCAGUGGGAAGAAGGACAAAUCCCCACAUGAACAAGAGAUCAAGUUCUUUGCCAAGGUGCUCCUCCCUCUGAUUGACCAGUACUUCAAGAACCACUCCCUCUACUUCCUGUCGUCUCCCAGCUCAAACCUGAGUGGUAGUGGGUACGCUUCCAAUAAGGAGAAGGAGAUGCUCACCAGCCUCUUCUGUAAACUGGCAGCUCUUGUCAGACACAGGAUUUCCCUCUUUGGGAGUGACUCUGCUACCAUGGUCAGCUGUCUGCAUAUCCUGGCUCACACGCUCGACACAAGGACAGUGAUGAAGUCCGGUUCAGAGCUGGUGAAGGCGGGGCUGCGCACAUUCUUUGAGAACGCGGCUGAGGACCUGGAGAAGACUCUAGAAAACCUGAAGCUGGGCAAGUUCACUCACUCCCGCAGCCAGAUGAAGGGCGUGUCCCAGAACAUCAACUACACCACCGUGGCCCUGCUGCCCAUCCUGACCGCGCUCUUCGAGCACAUCACCCAGUACCACUUUGGGGUGGACCUGCUGUUGGACGAUGUCCAGUUGUCGUGUUAUCGUAUCCUGACCAGUCUUUAUGCACUAGGAACAGGAAAGAACAUCUACGUGGAGAGGCAGCUGCCAGCCCUGGGUGAGUGUCUGGCCACCCUAGCAGGAGCCAUGCCUGUAGCCUUCCUGGAGCCCCACCUCAACGUUCACAACCCCUGGUCUGUCUUCAACACCAAGACCCCCCGAGAGAGGGCCAUCCUCAGCAUGCCCGACUCGGUGGAGGAGAUGUGCCCAGAGAUGCCCCGUCUGGACGGGCUGAUGAAGGACAUCAAUGACAUGUCGGAGUCAGGGGCGCGCUACACCGAGAUGCCCCACGUCAUUGAGGUGGUGCUGCCCAUGCUCUGCAACUACCUGUCCUACUGGUGGGAGAAGGGCCCGGAGAACACGUCCGGCGGCAGCAGCAGCUGCUGCACCACGGUCACCUCCGAACACCUCAGCAUCAUCCUGGGAAACAUCCUCAAGAUCCUCAACAGCAACCUGGGCAUUGACGAGGCCUCCUGGAUGAAGAGGAUCGCUGUCUAUGCCCAGCCCAUCAUCAGCAAGGCUCGUGCGGACCUACUGAGGACCCACUUCCUGCCCACGCUGGAGAAGCUGAAGAAGAAGACGGUGAAAGUGGUGGCCGAAGAGGAGCUCCUGAAGGCCGACAGCAAGGGUGACACCCAGGAGGCGGAGCUCCUGAUCCUGGAUGAAUUUGCUGUGCUCUGCCGGGACCUGUAUGCCUUCUACCCCAUGCUCAUCCGCUAUGUGGACAUCAACAGGUCUCGGUGGUUGAAGGAGCCGGAUGCUGACUCCAAUGCGCUUUUUAAAAUGGUGGCAGAGAUCUUCAUUCUCUGGUGCAAGUCUCAUAACUUCAAAAGGGAAGAGCAAAACUUUGUGGUUCAGAAUGAGAUCAACAACCUGUCCUUCCUAACUGGAGAUAGCAAGACCAAGAUGUCCAAGUCGUUUCUGGGAAAGACAGGGGGUCAGGACCAGGAGAGGAGGCACAAGAAACGGAGGGGAGAGUUCUACUCCAUCCAGACCUCCCUCAUCGUAGCGGCCCUGAAGAAGCUGCUGCCCAUUGGCCUCAACAUGUGCACCCCAGGGGACCAGGAGCUCAUCUCUCUGGCCAAGAUCCGCUACAGUCUGAAAGACACAGACGACGAGGUCAAAGACCACUUGAGACAAAACCUGCACCUACAAGAGAAGUCGGAGGACCCUGCGGUGAGGUGGCAGCUGAACCUGUACAGGCACGUGGUGGUGAAGAGUGAUGGUCCUCCAGACCCCGAGCGCACUGUGGCCCGAGUGCAGAGCAUCUCCGCCGCCGUCUUCCACCUGGAGCAGGUGGAGCAGCCGCUGAGGUCCAAGAAGUGUGUGUGGCAGAAGUUGCUCUCCAAACAACGCAAGCGCGCAGUGGUGGCGUGCUUCCGCAUGGCUCCACUCUACAACUUACCCAGGCAUCGCUCUAUUAACCUCUUCCUCACGGGCUAUCAGAGAAUUUGGAUAGAGACAGAGGAGUACGCAUUUGAGGAGAGUCUAGUGCAGGACCUGGCAAAGGUCCACAAGAAGGUGGAGGAGGAGGAAGAGGAGGAGGCAGAAAUGCAACCAGACCCCCUUCAUCAGCUCAUCCUGCAUUUCAGUCACAAUGCUCUCACAGAACGGAGUGCCCUGGAAGAAGAUCCUCUGUACAUUGCUUAUGCUGAUAUGAUGGCGAAGAGCUGUGCAGAAGAUGAAGAGGAGGAAGAGGAGGAAGGGAAAGAGAAGACAUUUGAGGAGAAAGAGAUGGAGAAACAGAAGACUCUGUACCAGCAGGCCAGACUGCAUGACCGCGGGGCGGCUGAGAUGGUGCUGCAGAUGAUCAGUGCCAGCAAAGGUCGGCUGGGGCCCAUGGUGACCUUCACCCUCAAACUGGGAAUCUCCAUCCUCAAUGGGGGCAAUGUGCUCGUCCAGCAGAAAAUGCUGGACUACCUGAAGGAAAAGAGAGAUGUUGGCUUUUUCAAGAGUUUGUCUGGACUCAUGCAGUCUUGCAGUGUCCUGGACUUGAAUGCAUUUGAAAGACAAAAUAAAGCAGAAGGUCUUGGAAUGGUCACUGAAGAAGGGUCAGUCAACGUGAGUGAGCGGGGUUCCAAGGUACUGCAAAAUGAUGAUUUCACAAAGGAUCUCUUUAGGUUCUUGCAACUUCUUUGUGAAGGGCACAACAACGACUUCCAGAACUUUCUCCGUACACAGACAGGAAACACCACCACAGUCAAUAUCAUCAUCAGCACUGUGGACUACCUUCUCCGCCUGCAGGAGUCCAUCAGCGAUUUCUACUGGUACUACUCUGGAAAAGAUGUCAUGGACGAGCCUGGGCAGCGUAACUUCUCCAAAGCCCUGGCGGUGGCCAAGCAGAUCUUCAACUCUCUGACUGAGUACAUUCAGGGCCCAUGUAUUGGGAACCAGCAAAGUCUAGCCCACAGUAGGCUGUGGGAUGCUGUUGUGGGGUUCUUACAUGUCUUUGCCAACAUGCAAAUGAAGCUUUCUCAGGAUUCAAGUCAGAUUGAGUUGCUGAAGGAGCUUCUGGACCUGCAGAAGGACAUGGUAGUCAUGAUGCUUUCCCUUCUGGAAGGUAAUGUGGUGAAUGGGACAAUUGGCAAGCAGAUGGUGGACACCUUGGUGGAAUCCUCUAGCAAUGUGGAGAUGAUCCUCAAGUUCUUUGACAUGUUCCUUAAGCUCAAAGACCUGACUACCUCUGAUAAUUUCAAGGAAUUUGACCCAGACAGCAAGGGAGUCAUUUCUAAGAAGGAGUUCCAGAAGUCCAUGGAGAACCAGAAGCAGUACUCCCAGUCUGAGAUUGAGUUCCUUCUCUCUUGCGCUGAGGCUGAUGAGAACGAUAUGUUCAACUAUGAAGAGUUUGUGGAGCGCUUCCACGAGCCUGCCAAGGACAUUGGUUUCAAUGUAGCUGUGCUGCUAACUAAUCUGUCAGAGCACAUGCCCCACGACUCACGGCUGGCUGCCUUCCUGGACCUGGCCGAGAGUGUGCUCAACUAUUUUGAGCCGUAUCUGGGCCGCAUUGAGAUCAUGGGUGGCGCCAAGCGUAUUGAGAGGGUAUACUUUGAGAUCAGUGAGUCCAGUAGGACCCAGUGGGAGAAGCCACAGGUCAAGGAGUCCAAACGACAGUUCAUCUUUGACGUGGUCAAUGAGGGAGGCGAGAGCGAGAAGAUGGAGCUCUUUGUCAACUUCUGUGAGGAUACUAUUUUUGAGAUGCAGCUUGCUUCCCAGAUAUCCGAGCCAGAUACUGUGGAGCGGCCAGAGGAGGACGAGGAGGAUGCUCAUAGCAUCUUGGAUGAACUUGAAGAGGAAGAGGAGGAGCAUGCCUUGGAGUCAUCCUCCGCCUUCACCAUCGCCUGCGUUUCCAUGAAGAAGAACUUGUCUCACUUCCGUCAGCAGAUCUCAGUGAAGAACAUGCGCAAGCAGUACAAGAAGUUCAGGAAGAUGAGCAUCCGGGAGAUGAUCAAGGGCUUUUUCUCCUUCUUCUGGAUGAUCUUCACCGGUCUCUUCCGCUUCAUGUUCAACCUGGUCUGGGGCUUCUUCCACAUCCUCUGGACCUCCAUGUUUGGUGGGGGCCUGGUGGAGGGUGCUAAGAAUAUGAAGGUGACGGACAUUCUGGGCAACAUGCCAGACCCAACGCAAUUUGGCAUCCAUGGUGAUGUGCUAGAGCCAGAAAAGAUGGAGACAAGCGAAUCAGCAUCGGGGGCAGAAAUGGUACAGAUGGCAAAAGGGGACCAGUCAGAGGUGGAUUUGAUGACAGAGCUCAUGAAUAUACCACCUAAAAGAGAAGGGGGGAAGCAUGCACCUGAACCUGGCCUGGGAGACGUCUCUGAGAUUGGAGUCGGAGUUGACACACCUUCGAUAGCUAGUGCUGUAAAACAGAAUAAAGCUCAGAAAGAGGCUGCAUCCAAAGACACAAUGGAGGAUGAUCAGAAGGCAGAGACAGAGAAGGCAGACACAGAGGAUGGUGAGAAGAAGGACAAGGCCAAGGAGGAGGAACCUUCAGAGCCCACAGUGGAGGAGAAGAAGGUCCCCAUAAAGAGACAUGGCCAGAAAAAGGAGGCGCCGGAGGCCUUCAUGGCCAGCUUUUUUGCGGGAUUAGAAGUCUACCAGACCAAGAUGCUGAACUAUCUGGCCAGAAACUUUUACAACCUUCGCUUGCUGGCGUUGUUUGUUGCCUUCGCCAUCAACUUUAUCCUCCUCUUCUACAAGGUGACUGGUGAUGACUCAGAUGAUGAAGACCCUGACCCCUGGAAUGGAGGUGAUGAAGAGGAGGAGGAGGGUGGUAUGGAGUACUUUGUGUUGCAGGAGAGUACUGGCUACAUGGCACCAACUCUACGCUUCCUGGCUAUAGUCCACACCAUCAUCUCAUUCCUUUGUGUGGUGGGAUACUACUAUCUGAAGGUUCCCCUGGUGGUGUUUAAACGUGAGAAAGAUAUUGCCCGGAAGCUGGAGUUUGAUGGCCUGUACAUUACAGAGCAGCCCUCAGAUGACGACAUCAAUGGGCAGUGGGAUCGAAUGGUCAUCAACACACCAUCCUUCCCCAAUAACUACUGGGACAAAUUUGUGAAACGCAAGGUCAUUAAUAAGUAUGGGGAUCUCUACGGGGCAGAACGUAUUGCAGAGCUCUUGGGUCUGGACAAGAGUGCCUUGGAUUUCAACCCCACAGAGGAGACUGUGGCGAAGGAGGCUUCAUUGGUGUCCUGGCUGAGCUCCAUUGACACAAAGUAUCACAUCUGGAAGAUGGGCGUAGUGUUCACCGAUAAUUCUUUCCUCUACCUGGUCUGGUACACCACCAUGUCCAUCCUGGGACAUUACAAUAAUUUCUUUUUUGCUGCCCACUUGCUGGAUAUUGCCAUGGGCUUCAAGACUCUGAGAACCAUUCUUUCCUCUGUCACCCACAAUGGUAAACAGCUUGUGUUGACUGUGGGCCUGCUGGCUGUGGUAGUGUACCUCUACACAGUGGUGGCCUUCAAUUUCUUCCGCAAGUUCUACAACAAGAGUGAAGACGAGGACGAGCCUGAUAUGAAGUGCGAUGAUAUGAUGACCUGCUACCUGUUCCACAUGUAUGUGGGUGUGCGUGCUGGCGGUGGUAUCGGUGACGAGAUUGAGGACCCAGCAGGGGACCCUUACGAACUAUACCGCAUUUUGUUCGACAUCACUUUCUUCUUCUUUGUCAUUGUCAUUCUGCUGGCCAUAAUCCAGGGUCUGAUCAUCGAUGCGUUUGGGGAGCUGAGAGAUCAACAGGAGCAAGUGAAAGAGGACAUGGAGACUAAAUGCUUCAUCUGUGGGAUUGGUAAUGACUACUUUGACACAACCCCACAUGGUUUUGAGACACAUACCUUACAAGAGCACAACCUGGCCAACUACCUGUUCUUCCUUAUGUACCUCAUCAACAAGGACGAGACGGAGCACACUGGUCAGGAGUCGUACGUUUGGAAGAUGUACCAGGAGAGAUGUUGGGACUUCUUCCCCGCCGGGGACUGUUUCCGUAAGCAGUAUGAGGAUCAGCUGGGGUAGAGUGGACACACCGUUGCUCGCCCUUCAGACUGCGCCCAAAAACCUUGUCCAGCCAAACUACCGUACUCCUCCCAGUGACACAAGAUAACUACUGUAUGCCUCUUUUCAACUUUAAAGAAGGACUAGACGCACGAGUCGUAAUGCUACCUUUUGUAUUACGGAAUGAGCAUUUCAUAUCAACAUAAGGUGUUUUCCUGUUACCUACUCUAUGGUACAGUGCCACGUGCCAAUUUACAAGAAACUGCAAACUCCAACCUGCCCAGACAUUUGUUUUCUUCUCUUUUCUGGAACAGUCGGUUCUUUUUGACAACGCGUUGCCUUUCCUCCGCCUAACCCCAAACCAUUGCACAAAUUUUUCGUCUUUUUGAGAAACACUGGAUUGUGUGGGGUUAUGGAAUGAGGUGUGAAUCUCCGCCCUAAUAUGCACAAGAAAACUACUUCAAUAUUCACUGAAUGUUGGAAAUGAGACUUAUGCCAAACCCUAGGGUGUGUAGAUCUACAUAGAACGAAAUUGUGUUUUAUUAUACAUGGUGUCAAUCUGCUUGCUGAGAUGAAUAAUACAGUUUAAAAGAAUUGUCCAGCUCAAAGGUUGAAAAUGCUAUGAAAUGCCUACUAUAAAGUAUUAAUAAAGUGCCUUACCAACAUGACAAAGCUAUGCAAAACCAUUUCUGUUCUUUCUAGAAUGUUAGUGCUGUAGUUCUCCUGGAUUAGCAACAAGCAGAUGUACCUAGGUUAGUUUUGUGGCUUUUGUUUUCAUUUGUUUUUAAAAAAAGAAUAAGGUUGAACUGUGUGUUAAUGCUCUUUGGUUGAGGUUCUUUCAAAAUGCAGCAUCCCUACUGAAAAAUGUCACGGUACGAUGAAAAAACACAGUAAUUUGCCGAAUACUUUACAAAGAAAAUGCUGUUGUAUGGCCAUUUGUAUGUAGUAGCUUUGCUAAACUGUGCUCUUUUGAGGAAAAGAAAUAAAUUACCCUGUGCAAUAA